Exophiala aquamarina CBS 119918 is the source of this 3618-nucleotide messenger RNA. RefSeq lists its product as uncharacterized. Lineage: Eukaryota; Fungi; Ascomycota; Eurotiomycetes; Chaetothyriales; Herpotrichiellaceae. The record is from RefSeq and is a predicted model, not a curated record. Bases 1 to 3618 code for a protein of 1205 amino acids. The transcript has a single exon.
AUGGGUGCAAACGCUUCAAAGAUUGACGAUGCACUUGAGCGUCUCUAUGAGGGUACGACCAGUACUCCCUCACUCACAAGGCCCCCGGCUUGCGUCGAUAAGCGACAUGCUUCAAGUCGUCAUUCACCGCACAAUAUGAUCCUUGCACCAUCGGAUGCUGGUCCCCCGAAAUGUUGCCGAUUACCUCCAAUCGAAAGCUACGAGACUGUAAAAGCGCAAAUAGCUCAGAUCACCCGGUGGGAUCUUGUCGAUUCUUCCGAGGACCUGUGGCAAUCUGCUCAAUAUCAGGAACGCAGUGCAGCAUUCUCCCCGUCACCGUCCUUUACGCCGAACAUGGCUUCUCACCUGAAGAUUUUCCAAAAGCCCGACGAUGCACCGACAUCAAGUGGGAGACAAGUUCCUAAAAGACACCAGUCCCAGUCAGGGAUUCAAGCUUCGAAGAAGAGAAGACUCAUACUUGCUCCCAUGGCUAGUCAGAUUGUAAGUCAGCGAGCGGAAACGAAACUCGAAUCACUGGUACAACCGGAGUUGCAGCCCUUACCGAACCAUGUUAUUAUGGAUUGUGAUUAUGAGGAUGAAGGAUAUGACUCCUUUACGGUGUCACCUACAGAUUUUGCUGCUACUGUUGAUUCGGCCUGUUCGAGUGGGGAAGGGGAAGUAGACUUGGUGAAAUUGCUCGCCAAUCUACACCAACUACGCGAGAGACCGGUAACCGAAGAAUUAAAUAUUGAAGACAGUGUUCAGACAGCGACGCACCUGAAAGCGCGAGAGGAGCAAGCUGGGGCGGAACGCAGCAGAUUGUUGAGAGAGCGUGCCUUGAACCGACAUAGAUCACAGGCACUUCCUCCUGAGCCAUCAGAUGAAGGACCCUUGACGUGCCAGAGACUAGAGAUGCUGAAUGCCAAGCCCACAGAUGAGGACGGCCCUCUAGACGUUGAGCAGCACAUUGUGCAGCAAAGCAGACGGGCAGAUGCGGAGUGCCGCAUACGGGAGAAAGAGCGCGCCUUGAUACGCCAGCGAUCAGAGGCUGUAUCCCCAGAGCCCUUGAAUGAGGACAGCGAUCGAGGCUCUCAACAUCGAAACAAGCAACCAGAGCGAGCAAGUGCGGAGCGACGUACGAUUAUGAGAGAGCGAGCCAUAAAGCGCCAGAGAUCCGAGGCACUAUCCAACGAUGCCGCCUUGAAUGAAGGCAACUUAAUCUCUUCCCCAAUGUCAUCGGAUAACCAGACUAACCAAAGACCUAAAUCGAAGCACUCCACUCGCCAUGAUACAAGCCAGAAAAUUCCGAACCGAUUAUCUGGGCUCGAGAUGCUCGCCUUGAGAAAGAGCCGCCAUGACUAUUGGGCGAUUGCGGACCAUAGGGGCGCCUCAAGAGCGCCCAUGGGCUCUCAAACCCAGGCCGAAGAUGAAUUAAAUUGCACCAUACUGGGAAUGAAGGCGGAAGCCACAAGCUCGCCAGAAAGAUCGACUUUUGAGAUUCAAAGUCAACGUUCACAAGAUAAUCGCCGCUCCCGCGCAGAGCGUCAGCAUCACGAUAUCAACGAAGCGCCUGAUAUCCGGCCUAGCUGUACUUCGGUUCCCUCUCUGGCUAAAACUAGUUUGACUCUGCCAAGAAACUUUGAUACCCUUCCAGAAGAGGCACAAUCGAUCAUUGUUCAGCACGAGAAGGCAAAGGAGAGGAAGCGAGACCUUGAAACAAUCGAUCGAGUUACAACAAGUAUCGCUCGUCUACGCUGUAUUGGUCUUUUCACACCUCAAGACGAAAGGGAACUCGCUGAAGUGCACCGCUUUAUAAAAUUGGUUCUCCGCGAAAAUCAAUACGGCAAAUUAGCGCGGAAGAGGGUUCAAGACAUUCGUUGUAAAAUCGAUCAGAGAGCGAAACCCUAUGAUAUGCCGACCCAAAACGAGAUACAGCGAUGGCGUGAUAGUCUAUUCGACGCGAACGACAUCACCCUACUCACGGAGAACCUGUCGCAAGUUGAGGAGCGGAUUUCGGAACUGGCUGGCGCACGGAAUGUGACAAAGAACCAUCGGCAAACACGACAAAAGAGAAAGGCUGUCACCUUCAAUCUGGCCUCCGGAGACGCAGCCCCAACAUCGAAUCGCGCAUCAAAGACUCGCAGACCGGAAAUCAGAACACUUGGAAAUCGUCGAACUAGUCAAUUCGCGUCCCAGGAGAAGCAGAUGGAGCUGAUCAGGCAAAGGCUUUCUGAAUUUGACGCCCGUCUCUCUGAGGGUCGAAAUCAAGGUUUGGAGGACGAAGCCGACGUCUCUCCCGAAAAUGGAUCUGACAACGAGUCUACUGUAAGCGAGGAUAUCAGUGGCGUCGAGUAUUAUCGGUAUGUGACUCCUCGCCACAGUGAUAGUUCCAAAGACGGCCACCACACUGAGCUCGGGAACCCUCAGCAACGCCAAGGACUGCCGGCUCCCUCGCAUGGGACUCAGCAAUUUGAUUCUCGACUUCUAGAAGAAAUGCGAGAGAAGCAGAGGCAAUUGGACCGCCAAACAGGAUGUGAGACGGGCCCCGCAGAAGCCGGGGCGAGCGAUGCAGGCGACAUUUCCAGUUCGGGUGAAGAAGAUUACGAAGACGGAGGUGAAGACGAGGACCCGAAACAGCUUUUCCAGUAUACUGUCUGGGGAACAUUCUGCGGAGUUGAAAAUUACACCGACAACGACGAGUAUCGUUUCCUGACGACGUACAGGCUGGAAUUCGCCACUCGAAAGGUCAGCGAGUGUGUUGUUGAGUUCCAGAGCUUUUACACCAAGAGCGGGAUUGGAACUGAUCGGUGGUCUCUGGAAAUUGAGUUCGACAAUGGCCUCAUGGAUCAGCGUGUCCAUCUCGGCCCAGAUGCGGAAGUGGAAGCACGAUUCUUCGUGACCAAGAAAGUUGUUGAUCUGGGUACGAGAGCGUAUCGGCGAGCCAGGGCCCAGAAUGUCGCAGUUCGAGACGCCAUCUACACUGUGGAGUGGGAACAUACUUUGGUACCAGUGCGGGAACAGCAUGAAACAGAGGGGCGAGGGGAGGAAGAUGAUCUCUUCGGCGAAGACACUUCCAGAUCGUGUCCAGCCUCAUUUGAGCCGACGACCACCACGAUCCCCAGCUCACAAUUAGUGUACUAUAAUGACGUCGCCUCGGCGAAUCGCCAGGCCAUGCGCAUUUACCUCGAUUGGCACUUUCGAUUUCUACCAGGCCUGGAAAACGAAUACUGGAGACGUCUGGAAUACGAGAAUGCCGAAGAACAGCUCAGGAGACUGGGCGAUUGGGGCCUUUGGUCCCGAGAAGACACCAUGGAGGCUGAGAUGGAGGAAGGGGAGGCGGAGGCGGAGGCGGGGGAGGACGACGAAGACGAAGAAGAUAAUGAUGGUGAUAGCCAGAGUGACCAUGAUGCCACCGAGAAUGUGGACAGUCACAAAGGGCAAGAAGAGCAAGCCCUCUCAGAAUCAAAGGACCCCCGGGGCCAAAGAGAAGAAACCCACGAUGAGAACAAGGAAGGGGAGAAGGAAAGACAUAAGACCAAGGCCGGCAGCGAUGCCAUAUCCGGACGGAAACGAAAGAGGGUGCGAGAAUCGUUCAAAGUCUGGGUGAGGAAAGCACAGGUGUUUGGGCCAGGCAAUUGA